AUGGACUCGGUUGCGCUUGACACUUGUGGGGUGCCCCGUGGUGCCCCGGGGGUCUCCUGCCAACUCCUUCUCCCUCGCCAGCGCCACUCUGGUGUCACCGCCAUCCCCUGCUCCACCAAGAUGGCCUCGCGGAUCCUCAAGGAAGUCCCCCUGCUGCUCGUUCUCGUCAUCCUCCUCUGGGCACAGUACUCCGUCUCCCUCUCGCUCGUCCUCAACUAUCUGCUCCUCACGGCCCACCUCGCCCCCCUCGCACUCGCCAUCGGGAUCCCCUUCAACCUCUUCUGGGCAUCAACCAUCAUCAACCUCCUCAGAUGCAUCGCCACCGGCCCCGGCUGGCUAGACCGAGCCACCCCGCCAAGAAAUCCUCCAGACCUCGAGCGCCCGCCCCACAAGACUCUCCUCCACCCGCGACCGCACCCAGGGCUGGCGGCACCCUACGAUCCCCAGGGGGGAGAAGACUCUGAUCCCGACGACGAGCCCGAGCUCGAACACUCCUCAUCCGUCCCUCUCCUCGCCCCCAGCCACCCCUCAUCCUCCAGCCAUCGCCCAAUUCCGGCCAGCAACGGCCAUCGACCAAGACUACCCGCCUUGGUCCCCCGCCCCCCACUCACCUCCACCGAUCCCCCCUCCUAUCUGGCCGACCACCGCCAUCUGCCCCCCUCGAACCUCUCCUUCCAAGAGCAAGUCCAGCGCCAACAGCGCUCCUCAGCCGCCCAGACCGACCUGCUCCUCGCCCUCAACUUCCCCCCUCCGCCAACCCCCGCCCCCCGCACAGAACUCUCCCGGCCGCCGGAAUCGCUCAUGUGCAAGUCCGACGGCUCGCUCCGCUUCUGUCGCAAGUGCGAGCACUACAAGGCCGACCGCUCCCACCACUGCAGCUCCUGUGGCCGCUGCGUCCUGCGCAUGGACCACCACUGUCCCUGGCUCGGCGGCCGCUGCGUCGGCCUCAACAACCACAAGUUCUUCAUCCUCUUCCUCCUCUCCGCCUCCAUCACCUCCAUCAUCGCCGCCAGCGCAGCAGCCAAGGGCCUCAUCCACUUCGUCUCCAAUACCCGCAUCUCCCCCACCGAUCCCUUCCAGCUCGCCCCCCUCAACUGGGCCUUCCUGACCCUCGUCGGCGGCCUCUUCGGCAUGGUCCUCGCUGGUUUCACUUCCUACCAUCUCUACCUCAUCUCCGUCAACCGGACAACGAUCGAGAACAUGGAACGCUCGGUGAGGAUCAGGCCGACGGGCACUCGCGACCCGAGCGAGUCGUAUGCCCUGCUCCGCACGACGAGGCUACGAGCAUUCGAUGCGUCCCAAAGUGGCACGGCAGGGCUGAGGACCGAGGAGCCGGGUGCGCCGGCUGCUGUCGACGGAGCGGGGGAGGGGACCGAGGGAGCGCGUCAGCAGCCGGCCAAGCUGCCCUCGUACAACCUGCCGAUCUACAAAUCCGACGACCAGCUCAGCAGACUCGAGCGCAGGAAACUCGAGGCCGGGGCUACCAAACUCAACCUCUUCGACCUCGGCUCGACCCGCGAGAACUUCAGACAGGUCUUCGGCGUACACAGUCCGCUCUGGCACUGGCCCCUGCCUCUCCAUCCCAUAGGGAUCAGUGACGGCUAUCACUACCCUAUCAACCAUCACAACCUCCAUCAACUCAUCCAGCUGACCUCCGAAAUCAGACUCUUGCCCAACGAACGAUCCAACGAACUUCGUUUUGAAAGACCCUGA
Messenger RNA from Puccinia triticina, 1713 nucleotides. RefSeq lists its product as uncharacterized. The transcript is spliced from 4 exons. The record is from RefSeq and is a predicted model, not a curated record. Bases 1 to 1713 code for a protein of 570 amino acids. Gene Ontology annotation, molecular function: protein-cysteine S-palmitoyltransferase activity. Lineage: Eukaryota; Fungi; Basidiomycota; Pucciniomycetes; Pucciniales; Pucciniaceae. Gene Ontology annotation, biological process: peptidyl-L-cysteine S-palmitoylation; protein targeting to membrane. Gene Ontology annotation, cellular component: Golgi apparatus; endoplasmic reticulum.